Messenger RNA from Sclerotinia trifoliorum, 1985 nucleotides. Lineage: Eukaryota; Fungi; Ascomycota; Leotiomycetes; Helotiales; Sclerotiniaceae. The record is from the annotation of a GenBank genome assembly.
ACAUUCUAUCAAAUCUCAACUCACGUCCCCUUUUGCUUUCAUUUUUGUUUCUUCCUCAACCAAUUUCUAAAUCAGUUCAGUUCAAGCUUUUAGACCUUUCGAGAAAAACAAUAAGAAGACUGACUACUAUUCUUCAUCUUCUUCUGUCGAAUCUUACCUAGACAUUCGAAUCAAACACCUUGAAGAUGUCUCUUUCAAAUAAGCUUUCUAUCACUGAUGUGGAUGUGAAGGAUAAGAGAGUUUUGAUCAGAGUAUGUUUAUUGAUCUAAUCUACCCAUCAAAUCUUCAUCCUAUACUACAGAAGUAUACUUUGUUGAGUACAUAUUGGUUAUUUUGAAUGUCCAAUAUCUACUAGCACAUACUAAAUAACGGCAUCUAAAAUAACGAACCGCACUAACCUCCUCCGCUCCCGCUAGGUUGAUUUCAACGUCCCCCUCGACUCCGACAAAAACAUCACCAACAACCAACGUAUCGCCGGUGCCGUCCCAACCAUCAAAUAUGCCAUCGACAAUGGCGCCAAAGCCGUUAUCCUCAUGUCCCAUCUCGGACGCCCGGAUGGAAAAGUCAACGCUAAAUACUCGUUAAAGCCCGUAGUUCCAGAGCUCGAGAAGCUUUUGGGAGGUAAGAAGGUCGAGAUGGCGCCAGAUUGUGUGGGAAAGGAGGUUGAGGAGAUUGUUAAUAAGGCCUCUGGGGGACAGGUUGUCUUGCUUGAGAAUUUGAGAUUCCAUGCUGAGGAGGAGGGAUCCUCGAAGGAUGCUGAGGGAAAGAAGGUUAAGGCUGAUAAGGAGAAGGUAGAGGAGUUUAGAAAGGGUUUGACUGCUUUGGGUGAUAUUUAUAUCAGUGAGUUCUAUUUUUUUUUUACUGUGGAUUUGGACUUUUAUUGUCCAGCUACGUUUCAGACAUUUGGGAGCCCAAAGGGACAUGUAAAUUCCGGGCAUCAUUUCCCCCCAUCCAUGGCUGGUAGAAUGUGGAUUUUCAUUCUCUAUUUUUGAUGUCAACAUUCAAUACAGGCUUCAGAAAUGUGGAUUUCAGCAGCUAACUAAAUUUCCAGACGAUGCUUUCGGAACUGCCCACAGAGCUCACAGCUCCAUGGUCGGAGUUGAUCUCCCACAAAAGGCAUCUGGAUUCCUCAUGAAAAAGGAACUCGAGUACUUUGCUAAGGCAUUGGAGAACCCUCAACGACCAUUCUUGGCUAUUCUUGGAGGAGCCAAGGUUUCCGAUAAGAUCCAAUUGAUCGAUAACCUUCUCGGAAAAGUUGACAAACUCAUUGUCUGUGGUGGUAUGGCAUUCACAUUCAAGAAGACCUUGGAGGGUGUCAAGAUCGGAAACUCCCUCUUCGAUGAGGCUGGAAGCAAGACUGUUAAGGAUCUUGUUGAGAAGGCCAAGAAGAACAAUGUUGAGCUCGUCUUGCCAGUUGAUUACAUCACCGCAGACAACUUUGCCAAGGAUGCUAAGACUGGUACCGCUACUGAUGAGGAGGGUAUCCCAGACGGAUGGAUGGGACUCGACUGUGGGGCUAAGAGUAUCGAACUCUACAAGAAAGCUAUCGAUGAGUCCAAGACUAUCCUUUGGAACGGUCCUCCAGGAGUCUUCGAGUUCGAGGCUUUUGCCAAGGGUACCAAGGCUACUCUCGAUGCUGCUGUUGAUGCUGCGCAGAGUGGAAAGAUUGUUAUUAUCGGUGGUGGUGAUACCGCUACUGUGGCUGCUAAGUACGAAGUUGAGAGCAAGCUUAGCCAUGUUUCCACUGGUGGUGGAGCUUCUUUGGAAUUGCUCGAGGGUAAGGACCUUCCAGGUGUUUCUGCUUUGUCGAGUAAGUAAAUUUUGAAGCCACAUCAGUAAAAUAGUUCGGCUCUGAUAGGAAGUCAGACCGUUCAAACAAGUCUAACCUUUAGGAAGGUUCGUUGGGAGCAGAGAUAGUAAAUGAGAGCUCAAAUCACGAAGGGACAGUUGGAGUGACGACAAAAUGAAUGACCAAAAAAACAUUA